Molecule: messenger RNA, 723 nt
Organism: Chrysochloris asiatica (Cape golden mole)
Lineage: Eukaryota; Metazoa; Chordata; Mammalia; Afrosoricida; Chrysochloridae
Product: glutathione S-transferase theta-1-like
Exons: 5
Coding region: 1-723 (240 amino acids)
Biological process (GO): glutathione metabolic process
Cellular component (GO): cytoplasm
Molecular function (GO): glutathione transferase activity
Source: RefSeq, a predicted model, not a curated record
AUGGGUCUGGAGCUCUUUCUGGACCUGCUGUCCCAACCCUGUCGCGCCGUUUACAUCUUCGCCAAGAGGAACCGUAUCCCCUUCGAGCUGCGCACAGUGGAGCUGCUCAAAGGCCAGCACCACAGCGAUGCCUUCGCCCAGGUGAACCCCAUGAGACAGGUGCCAGCCUUGAAGGACGGGGACUUUACCUUGGCUGAGAGUGUGGCCAUCCUGCUGUAUCUGAGUCGCAAGUACCAGACCCCAGACCACUGGUAUCCCCAGGACCUGCAGACCCGUGCCCGUGUGGAUGAGUACCUGGCGUGGCAGCACACAGCCCUGCGGUACAGCUGUACCCGUGCCCUGUGGCAGAAGGUGAUGUUCCCUGUGUUUCUGGGUGAGCCAGUGCCCCCUGAGAUGCUGGCAGCCACUCUGGCCAAGCUGGACAGGUGUCUGCAGUUGCUCCAGGACAAGUUUCUGCAGGACAAGGCCUUCCUUGCUGGGCCUCACAUCUCCGUGGCUGACUUGGUAGCCAUUACGGAGCUGAUGCAUCCUGUCAGUGCUGGCUGCCGCAUCUUUGAAGGCAGACCCAAGCUGGAUGCCUGGCGCCUGCGUGUGGAGGCUGAGGUGGGGGAGGAGCUCUUCCAGGAGGCCCACGCUCUCAUUCUGAAGGCCAAGGACCUUCCUCCUGCGGAUCCUUCCAUAAAGCAGAAGCUGAGACCCCUGGUACAAGUGCUGUUGCAGUGA